Messenger RNA from Phytophthora sojae, 399 nucleotides. RefSeq lists its product as hypothetical. Bases 1 to 399 code for a protein of 132 amino acids. NCBI's taxonomy places the organism in Eukaryota, Oomycota, Peronosporomycetes, Peronosporales, Peronosporaceae. The transcript has a single exon. The record is from RefSeq and is a predicted model, not a curated record.
AUGUCCUUCUUCGGAUUCGGCAAGAGCAAGGAGCCCGAGCCCACGUCGUCCUCCUCGGAGUCGUACACGUACGAGGAGCCGACUUACGACUACAGCGCGCCGGCGGUGUCCUCGUCCUACGACUCGCCGUCGUCGCACGCGCCGUCCUCGUCGCUCGGCGGCGGCGCGUCCACGGGCGCCGCGGAGAUGCAGCAGCUGCUUGUGGAGGAGCAGCAGCGCGCGCUGAUCCAGCAGGCCGUGUCCAAGAUCACGGCGCUGGCCUGGGACAAGUGCAGCGCCAGCAAGCCCGACUCGGAGCUCUCGUCCAAGGAAAAGGACUGCAUCAAGAACGUGACGCUUGCCUACCUGGACACGAGCAUGUUCGUCGUGCACCGCCUCAACAAGUCCGCCAGCGCCUAA